Protopterus annectens (West African lungfish) is the source of this 1119-nucleotide messenger RNA. RefSeq lists its product as uncharacterized. The record is from RefSeq and is a predicted model, not a curated record. The coding region runs from base 228 to 950 and encodes 240 amino acids. The transcript has 4 exons. NCBI's taxonomy places the organism in Eukaryota, Metazoa, Chordata, Ceratodontiformes, Protopteridae.
CUGAAAGUCCACGUUAUUAGUGUCCUUCAUAAAACUUGCAUUGUUCCUGGCCAUACUAAAAAUGCGUUUACGGACGACCACGCCUUACGUUUAAAAAGCAGUUUUACUUUCUGUUUACUGUAAUAGAAGUAGUACGAUGUCUUAUGAAUAAAUGGCUAUUAGGACGAAGCUCGCCAGUGGUAUAUGAAGCAAUUUGAUCACUAGUAGUGAUCGGCAUCAGUAUAGACAUGGAUUAUCUUUUGUCAAUGAUGGGGACACGACCCCGGGAUAGUGCGGAUGCAGUUUGUUCGACUUUACAGGCUCAUGGAGCUUCCCAUCCUGAAGUAUCAGAGUAUCUCCAGUUGAUGGCAAAGCAGUAUGAAAUUAUAACCGAUCUAACAGAAGAAAAUAAAAAAUUAAAACAGGAUCUAGAUGAGGUGAAACAACAACUAAAGGAUCUGAAAAAGGAUAAAGAAGCUAAAGGUCCUCCACCAGCGUGUCUGAUCCAGAAUACUUGUAGACUGUAUAAUUCCUAUGUAAAAGAGUUUGCUGUACAAGUACAUUGUUCUACUUCAGCAUUUGAAGCAGACACUGCAUUCUUCAACAAGGUUUGCCAGGAUCUGAAAGGACAUGGGCUUCACUUGAGAAAGGAAGAUUACACUGCUGAGUCUGACAAGCUGCUGUUGCUUUUUUGUCCUAGUUUUUCUCGCACUGGAACGGACAUUGAUUCUGCUCUAAGCAGUAUUAAGUCUGAACGAUCCAUAAUCCUCGUAGUCAUGCAUCAUACUCCUGUUGAAAGCAAGAAGUUAUAUGUGAACAGCAAGUCAUUAGUCAGUCAUAGAUCUAUCUUGUGUGUAGUGGACUGUCAGUUUUUUGAAAUGCGUGGUCUGUUUGACUGUUCCCUGAAUACAGAAGCAAUAAACAAGGUCUCAUCUGUAAUAUGGCAACUGUACUCCAGUAAAUCCCUGUGAAUAACCCAAAGAAGACUUACAUUAACUACAUACUGCAGUACAUAAGGCAAAGAAAAUAUUUUUCAGUUUGAAGUGUCGUAGCUGUUGAAAAAUUGUUAGAUCUUAGGAAUGCGGUGAACUGCAGAAUACUAUGAAUUUGUGGUUUCUUUUACAACACAUUGAAAUUGAC